GUUCGCUGCUCCGUGACCAGAUUGACAGCGAAAAGCAAAAGGUUGUGCAGUUUUCAGUUGGAAAAGUUUUUAUUGCCGUUCCGUGGGCAGAGCAGCAAGAUUCACCACCUAAAUCGAACGGAAUCGCGGUCAUACAGUGGAGCGAGAAAUCGCGAACAGAAAUGAGUUCCACAACGACACCAAUGAUUUGCAAAGAUCUGGACGGCGAUGACCGGUGGCUCAGCAUACACAAACGCUUCGUGCAGGAAUGCAAGGAAAAGGAUCCGGAUGUCAUGUUCAUUGGGGACUGCAUUCUUGAAUCGCUGCAGUUUACCGACUUUUGGAAUAGCCACUUUGUGCCGAUGCACUGUUUGAAUUUUAGCAUACGAAACGAUCGCAUCCAAAAUGUCCUUUGGAGGUUGCAGAACGGGGAGCUGGAGAACGUACGGCCGAAGGCGGUCGUGCUGCACGUUGGGACGAACAAUAUUUGCGACAGUGCGGAGGAGGUGGCCGAUGGACUGCUAGAGCUGGUGGCGACGAUUAGGAGCAAAUUGCCAGAGGUUUAUAUCAUUAUUCCGACACUUCUUCCCCGCGGCAAUCAACCGAACGCACUCCGCGACAAAAACGCCGCCGUCAACCGCCUGCUGAAGGAGCGCUGCAUUGGCAAGGACAAGGUACAGACCGUAUGCGUGGACGGCGGGUUGAUCCAGAGCGACGGAAGCAUCAGCCAUCACGAUAUGUUCGACUAUCUGAAUCUAACAAACGUGGGCUGCAAAAAGGUCUUCGAACCGGUCUGGGAUCUGCUGCAUCAGAUUCUGACCGAAAACGAGAAAGAGCGUGACCUCACGCCCUCGGAGUGAGCGGCGCUCCGCAAACAAACACUCAUUUCCAACCAUUGGGGAAGUUUUGUUUGGAGUCACUCAUAUUUACUUACGUACAUAUACACAUACACAUUCGUCAUGAUAGUAGUUUUUGAUAUUGGAUUAAUCUUGUUUGUUUUGUUUGCUAUCUAGCUGUAAGUAAAAAAUACAACAUUCCAUUUUUUUUUUGCAAGUGAAACGAACAAAUUUUAUAAAGUUCUGAUUGUGGUUUGAUUAAUACUAUUUAUGUUAAUUAUGAUUCGUAUUGAUAUUAUUUAUUACUUGAAGUAUGUAUUAUUUAUUAAGUAUAAACAUAGCUUACGCCUGGUAUAUUUGAUAAUUAUGAACGUGAGAUUGACUCUAUUUUUGCCACCCAGGAUGCCUUUUCGAUAUUUUUGGCAGUGUGUCAAUUGGAAAGUCCCUUGAAAUGGUUCUAAAAAACGCUGUGCCUCCUUUCUUCCAACGCUUUGCAUUACCAAAUAUUAUUUCCAGCGUUACUUCACUCGUAGUUUCCUGUGAAAUAUCGUACUAGACUAGAACUUAGAGUGAGUUAUUCUGUAGUAAUGUUUCUGAAGUAGUGAUCUAUAAACUAUUUCACCUUUUACCUCACGUAUAUUACAAAUAUACUAAAUAUACUGUCUUCUAAAAAGACUAGACUUAAUAUGAUCUCAAAUUGGACGAUAAAAGGAACAAACACAAAAAAAAAGGAAAUCUAUCAUUGCCAAUGGCGAAUUAACGAAUCCCAAACACAAAAAAAACUUAUAUUUUUCUAAUGCAAACACGAUUUACCUUACACAUAAUGGAAUAUUUAACAUUAACCAACAAGUGAGAAACGACAAAAAUACGAUUUACACCAUUGGACAUUGGACAUUAGGCGUGCAGAAGCGGAUUUUAACAUAGACGGAUUUCGCGCCAACUCGUCUAUGGGAUUGGCAUGACCCCCUCAGAACUUUCUGGGCGUGAGGACCUUACCUAAUAUUAAGCAACUUGGCAUACUUAGUUUUGCGAAAAUUUAUCUAGACUAACAUAUGGAAAGGGCUAAAUAUUGAUCAUUUUUUUAUAUUUUUUUUUUACUCGAAAAUAGUAAGUCCUACAAAAAAGUGAUCUAUGGUUACAGGAAAAUAAUUGAAUUUUCAGAAAAAAAUACUGAAAAUAUAUAAUAGUUUUUGAAAUCCUACACUGAAAAAAAUCGAUUUCAAAAAUUAAACGACGAUUUUGCAACUUGUGCGUAUUUAAUGCAAAAGAGUUUUACUAACAAAAACUUUUUCAAGAUUUUUUCUCGAAAAUUUUCUAUUUUUUUUUUUGGGUGUACAGUUAUAGAAAAAAUCAAUAACAGGUACAAAAUAGUUUUAUGGUGACCCUUAGAUGCUAAAGUUGUUGAUGUUGUGCUCCCGUGGCCGAGUGGUUAGCGUCAUAACUAACAUGCCGGGUGUUCGGGUUCGAUUCCCGUUCUGGUUGGGGGAAUUUUUCGUCAAAGAAAUUUCCUCCGACUUGCACUGUGAUCACGCGUAUUCUAGAGCUUGCCACUCAGAAUGCAUUGCAAGGCGUGUCAUUUGGCAUAGAAAUCUCAACUAAGUACUAAUAAAAAUGACGCAAGUAAUACUACGUUGAGACGGCGAAGUUCCUCUAGGAACGUUAGUGCCAUUAAAGAAGAAAGAAGAUGCUAAAGUUUUCAGUUUUGAACUUUUGUUUUUGUUUUGUUUUUGCAGUCAAAUACAAUAUAUUUCAUUUCAGAGAGCAACGACAGCUCUCAAACAAUAGCCAUCUGCCAAAAAUCUCUUGAUCGGUAUCGGUAUAUUGUAGAUUUAGGUAUCUGUUAAGAGUCACUGUAGGUAUGAUACUAAUAAAUGGAUUGUAUAGAUGCCUAAAGGAUGAAUAAAAUGGUUCUGCGGUUUGAAAAUUUCCAGUCGUGACCAGCAGCAAAUGUAAAGUGGCGGAAAAAAUAGCAUUUUUUUGUUCUUGUGUAAUCAUCAGAAUUCAACAAAGAAAAGUGUGACAUUACUUAGCAACAUGAGUCGUGAUCUCCAGGAUUUGCAAGGAUUACAAAUGGAGUGCUGGUAUUAACAACUUCUAGUGUAACCGCAAUAAACUACGUCGGUUAACAUCAACAGAAAUAUAAAAAAAUACUGAACUGCAUCGAAGAAGCUGAGUUUUUACCUGUUAUUGUUUUUUUCUAUAACUGUAAACCAAAAAAAAAAUUUUUGAGAAAAAAUAAUGAAAAAGUUUUUGUUAGAAAAACUCUUUUGCCUUAAAUAUGCACAAGUUGCGAUGUAUGUGAGAGUUGUAGGGCACAUAUUUAUCUAUCAUUUCAUCAAAUUCUGAGAUGACCAUUUUGAAAUCGACUUUAAGUUUUUGAAAUGGUUUUUUUCAGUGUAGGAUUUCAAAAAAUGUUUUUUUUCUGAAAAUUCAAUUAUUUUUCUAUAAAUCUUCCGUAGAUCACUUUUUUGUAGGACCUACUAUUUUCGACUUAAAUCGUUUUAUGAAAAAAUGAUCAAAAAUAUUCAGCCCUUUCCAUAUGUUAGUCUAGAUAAAUUUUCGGAAAACUAAGUAUACCAAGUUGCUUAAUUAGGUAAGGUCUUCACGGCCAGAAAGUUUCAUUAAGUUCUGAGAGGGUCAUGCCAACAUCUGGUCGAGUUGGCGCGAAAUUCGUCCAUAGCUUUCGCAUUCCAAUGGAGAACGCUUCAAUCGAACCUUACUUCAUCUGUUUUCGCUCGUUCCAAUUAACAUCACAUUACAUUCCAGCAACUGUGUGAGCGUAAGUUUUCCAAAGACGAAUUAAACAUUCGGUUCGGUUUGGAGCAGAGAAACGGGAAAAAAUAAAACAAAUCAAAUGUGUGCUAGGAUUAUAAGCAAGAAUUACGGUUUAUUCGAGGCGUAUUCGAGGGCAAAUAAAGGCCAUUUGAAACGAAUGUGUGUGCUUCCGA
Toxorhynchites rutilus septentrionalis is the source of this 3763-nucleotide messenger RNA. RefSeq names its product platelet-activating factor acetylhydrolase IB subunit beta homolog (gene Paf-AHalpha). Bases 162 to 839 code for a protein of 225 amino acids. Lineage: Eukaryota; Metazoa; Arthropoda; Insecta; Diptera; Culicidae. The record is from RefSeq and is a predicted model, not a curated record. The transcript is spliced from 3 exons.